Messenger RNA from Williopsis jadinii, 8366 nucleotides. RefSeq names its product Gcn1p (gene GCN1). Gene Ontology annotation, molecular function: protein kinase regulator activity. The transcript has 3 exons. Gene Ontology annotation, biological process: regulation of translation; cellular response to amino acid starvation. Gene Ontology annotation, cellular component: cytosol. The record is from RefSeq and is a predicted model, not a curated record. NCBI's taxonomy places the organism in Eukaryota, Fungi, Ascomycota, Saccharomycetes, Phaffomycetales, Wickerhamomycetaceae. The coding region runs from base 259 to 8217 and encodes 2652 amino acids.
CUGUAAUAGUUGUAAAGAUCUUCUAGAAGUGUUAAAAGGAGAGGAAAGAAAGUCUCAACGUUGCAAAAUUUUUCAGGCUUCGUUCCCUCCGCGGUGGAUCUGGGCAUAAAGCACAAACACACGGUAGUCGCCGCUUAUACUGCAUCGAGACCGGUGGUGGAAAAAAAAUGCUGUUUUGGAGGACAUUAGCUGUGCUUCUUUGAGCGGUUGUGAAGUUGUUAUACGAAAAUCCAUCGAGACUCAUUGCUUCUCUGUUGCAUGAUGUCAAAUUGGAAAGAUUACUCUGCUAACCUGGAGAGAGAUCUUCUCUUUACGUCUCGUAAGACCAGAGAUGAGAAGUUGAAGUCUCUGGAGGCAUACUUGUCCUCCAGCGCCACUGAUGAGUCUAUCAAUGGUGUUCAAGCGUUGCUGCUGAGACAUUAUACACACUGGACCGACCCAAACGGCCUGACCUUGACAACCGCGCUGCUUAUCAAGUCCGUAGAGCUGAAACCAGAAUCUCUGCCAUUGGUUGUUAAGGCCAUUGUGAAAUUCACUUCGAAGUACAGAUCCAUUGCAUUCGAAGAUCUCCAUCUGCUAACAACAUACAUCACUGCUAUUGUUGUUAAGUUCUCCCGUGAAGCUUCUUUCGACAAGGUGUUGAACGACGUUGUGACCGCUCUAUUGCAGAUCUUCGACUCUCUGUACCAUCAGCAAACCGAUGCUGAUGACAAGCACAAACAAAGGGUACGGAAAUCAAUUACAAACAUUGCAAGAUCUUCUAUUUCUGCAUUGAGUGACGAGCAAAUUUCAUCAAUUGUCGCCGUACUUGCUGAAUACAAAGGGCCUCUUGAGCCUGUCAUUGCACUCUUUGGCGUUUUGGCGUCAAGAGACCUUUCUGCAAAUGACCAGACUGCAAUCAUUGGUCUAUUUGUAAAGGAUGUACUCGGUUCUAAAGUUCCAGUGGCAAAUUUACCCUCAAUGGCUCCUUUUUUUGAAAAGUUUGUCUCUGGUGAAGUCCUGAAAUCAUCCAUUGUUCCAUCUUUGGAGAAGGCUAUCAUCAGGUCCUCUGAGGUGUCGUGGUCCUUAUCAUUGGAGCUAUUUAGAUCACUAUCGUCAACAGUCGAUCUUCCAGAGAUCUUAGUGGGCUCAAAGCUGUUAACUCAGAUCAUUUCAGCACUAAAGGGGUCCAAGGAGAAUGUUCGUUCGCUCGCGUUGAACAAUUUUGUCGUAAUCGUUCGUUACAAGUCUUCUGAUGAAACAUUGGCAAAACUUUCUGAUGAGCUGACUAAAUCCCUCAAAGCUAUCUCUUCUGCUGAUAUCAAGACUCUCUUCUAUAAAGUUAUAUCCCUUGUUCCAUGUUCGGAGUUGACAUCGGCCAAGAUCAUCUCUGCAUUGACUCCUCUGGUUUCUAAGGAUCAAAACGAAUCAUCGCUUGAUGCGGGUCUGAAUGCUUUCUUUGCACAUUUCGUUGGUCUUUUGGUGCACAAUGUGGAUGUUAGUGAAGAAUCGAAAACUGCGGUGUUGAAUGGUCUAAAGGACACCAAAUUGCAGCUCAGAAAAUCCUGGUACUCUAACCUAGGCUCUCGCCUUGAAACCUCUGAGGUUACUGAGCCACUUAGAGCACUCAUCAUUAAUGUUUUCCCAACAAUGUCCGCAGCAUCUACAGAGAUCUUGAACAACCCAACAACUCAUAUCAAAGCUAUUGUGGUACCAUAUGUGACACUCGUGGUGUCCAAGAUCUUCAAGACUGACGUUGACUCAAAGGAUCUUGUUACUAAAGUUUUCGUGGAUGAUGAGAAAAAGCCCUCCAUCUUGCUAAACUCUCGUGUUUACAGUAAAUUCACUACUGAUAAUGAGAAAGAAUGGUUCAUCAAAGCACUAGGCUCUGUUGCUGAGGAUAUUACUGAUACCAACGCUGAUUUUGGAGUUGCCUUUUCUGCCUUCGCCAUUGCAAAAUCUUCUUCUUCUACUGUGAGAAAGUUGAACAUGAAUGUUUUGCAAGAUGCAUAUAUCAAAAAUCAAAAGUUCGUUGGUGACUCUUUGAUUGUUGGUGUGUCGAAGCUUCUUGCAGGUUCAGCAGAUGAAAAUAUUCUUGAGCCGAUUUAUGGUCGCUUGACAACAGUUCUUUCUGUCUUGUCCAGCCGUGAUAAAUCUUUGAACGAAGAAGUUCUGCUCUCUCAGCUGAGCGAUGCUAUUGUUCCAGCUCACCACCAAAGCCUUAGCAAAUCGUCUUGGGUUUCCCUUGUUUUGGCUGCUGAUGUUGAUCCGGGAUAUAUUGCAAAGGCUUUUCAUGUCCAAUUGUUUGAAAACAUAUCGGAUCUUCUUCUGAAUGCUACAAAGGCUACUCACGAUUCUGGAAUGUUCAAUGCUGCUGCAGAAUCUAUUGCUACGCUCGCAUUUGUAGAUCCAAAUGCAGUUGGCCUCUUAGUGCAGAAGCUGAUUGAGAAUGAUCUUUCUACUGAUCUUUUGAAAGAUUUGACUUCCCAGGAUGUCGAAAUCUUCAGAGCUUCAGAGGGAGAGCUUGUUGUUAAUGUUCUUGAAGGUAGGAAGAAAACCGUCGAGGACAAGAACUCCAAAGAUUAUGCCACUCGCAAGUGGGAAGAAAGCGUUAGAAAGGAUAUAGCAAAAAAGAGCACUGCCACUAAGAAGUAUACUAAGGAAGAGCAAGCCUUGGUCAAUGCUCAAUUAGAAAAAGAGUCCGAAAUCAGACGCCAUGUGAACAAGAUCUACAAUCAAUUAGACCGCUCAUGUUCAAUCAUUGAUGCACUCUCGAAGACUGGUGAUUUUAUCGACAAUGGUAAAAAACACUGGGUUGCUGCUGCCGUUAAUGGCUUGCUUGGAGUUUUAGCCUACUCUGUCUCUGAGAAUCUUGUCGGAUCAAUGUUGACUAACUCAUUUCUCGCCCUUUCUAAUGUGAUUUCCUCGAAACUUGGUCAGUUGAAGUAUUUUGUUGGUGUGGCAACCUUGAGAAUCAAUCACAUCGGAUCACUGGAAGAAAGAUUUGAGCAAGAGGAUAUUCUGGACCUCAUCUCAAGACUCCUUUUCAGAAUUAAAUUUUUGUCCGUUCAACAACCUUUCGAUUUCAUCACUUUGACCUACACAUUGCCUUUGUUGUCUAAGGUCCUUGAAGAUGGUAAGGCAGUUGCUAUCAAGAAUGCCCUAAAGCCCGUCUUAAAGAGUGAAUUUGUUGAGGAAGAUAAAGAAGAAGAACAGUUGAUGCUUGUUCUAGAAAUCAUCAGUACACAUGCUGAGCUAUUUAGAGAUCCUGCAAUUCCUCGUGAGCAAGUCGUCAAUGUCCUUCUUUCACUUUUGGCCCUUCCAUCUAAAUCGAAACUUGCUAAAGAUUGUUUGAUGACUCUAUGUCAGCAUAUCUCGAUCAACUUUUCUGGUGAAGAUUUAGCUGUUCUUUUCAAAGGUUUGUUAUCACCAGAGAGUUUUGUCCGUAAUACUAUUCUGGAAGCCUUGGAUCAAGAAUUUGAUCUUUCAGAGCUCAAUUAUGCGGAUCAAAUUUGGAUCGCAUGCCAUGAUAAUGAAGAAGCUAAUGCUGAGAUCGCUUUGACCAUAUGGGAGGAGAACGAAUUCGAAGUCAGUAUCGAAUCAGUGAAGUCAUUAUGCUCUUUCCUUGACAGUGCCGACAGUGGUAUCCGUCUUUCAGUUGCUAGAACGCUCUCUGAUUCGAUUCAAACGGUGUGUUCCAAGGGGGAGGACUUCCUGCCAAUCUUGAAUGACCUUUUGAAUCUUUACUCAGAGAAGGCACGUCCACCAGAGCCUAUCUUGGAUCGUUUUGGCUUAGUGAUUAAAAGCUCUCAAGACCAAAGAGAUCCAUGGGAACCUCGUAGUACCAUUGCAAUCACUCUGAAAUAUUUGGCUCCUCUCUUUGAUAACGAACAAGUUGUUACUAAACUCAUUGAAUUCUUGAUCAAAGAAAAGGCUCUUGGUGACAAGGAAGCAGCAGUGGCAGAAGAGUUCAAGGAAGCAGCAAUUGCUGUAAUUGACUCUCAUGGAGCAGAGAGCGUUGAAGCUUUGGUGCCAGUGUUCGAAGCUGCAUUAGCUCCUUCAAAGGACACUGAUAAAACAGAGGAAACUGUCAGAGAGAACGUUGUGGUUCUUUACGGUUCUCUUGGUAGACACUUGAGUGCAUCUGAUCCUCGUGUCAGUACGAUUGUUGACAGACUGCUCAAGACCCUUGUGGCUCCAUCUGAGAGAGUUCAACGGGCUAUUGCCGAGGUAAUUUCUCCAUUGGUUCCUCUCUUCAAGAAUGAAGUUUCAGCUUAUCUUCAAACACUCUUCGAUGAACUUUUCAAAGCACAGAGCUUGUCCCGUAAACGUGGUCUCGCUUACGGAAUUGCAGGUCUUUGUAAAGGUUACGGUCUUGCUUCCCUCUCCGAAUUUGACAUUAUUCGUAACUUGAGCGAUGCUGCCGAAGAUAAGAAAGACCAAAAGCGUCGUGAAAGUGCAUCCAUUUUGUUUGAGUGUCUUUCAAGAUGUCUUGCCAAGUUCUUUGAGCCAUACGUUAUCGAAACGCUUCCUAUUGUCUUGAAGUCAUUGGGUGAUGCUGUUCCUGAGGUUCGUGAUGCCACUGCAGAGGCAUCUAAGGUCAUUAUGCAAAACACCACAUCUUAUGGUGUUAAAAAGCUGAUCCCGUUGGCAAUUGAAAACCUUGACGAUAUUUCUUGGAGAUCAAAGAAAGGUUCUGUUGAGCUCCUAGGUUCGAUGGCUUACUUAGACCCUGCUCAAUUGUCUGCUUCUCUGUCUACCAUUGUUCCUGAAAUUGUUGGUGUACUAAAUGACUCUCAUAAGGAGGUUAGAAAGGCAGCUGACCAGGCUUUGAAGAGAUUUGGUGAGGUUAUCCGUAAUCCUGAAAUUCAAGCAUUGGUUCCAAUAUUGAUCAAGGCCAUCGGUGACCCAGCAAAACAUACCGAAGAAGCUUUGGAUGCAUUGAUUCAGACCCAAUUUGUACACUACAUCGAUGGACCAUCUUUGGCUUUGAUUAUUCAUGUGAUCCACAGAGGUAUGCAUGAUAGAUCGGCCAAUACUAAGAGGAAAUCCUGUCAGAUUGUCGGUAAUAUGGCAAUCUUAGUUGAUACCAGAGAUCUCAUUCAAUACUUACAUCAACUUGUUGCUGAAUUGGAAACUGCGAUGGUUGAUCCUGUUCCAAAUACCAGGGCUACAGCUGCAAGAGCACUUGGUGCUCUUGUUGAGAAGCUGGGUGAAGAUCAAUUCCCAGAACUUAUCCCACGCUUGCUCGAUACUUUAUAUGAUGAAAGUAAAGCCGGUGACCGUCUUGGUUCUGCACAGGCUCUUGCUGAAGUUAUCUGCGGUAUUGGUCUUCGUAAGCUGGAUGAGUUACUGCCAACUAUUCUCUCUGGUGCUACUUCCUCCCGUGCAUCUGUUCGUGAAGGUUUCUUACCAUUGUUGCUUUUCCUUCCUGUGUGUUUUGGUUCACAGUUUGCUCCUUAUAUUAGCCAAAUUAUCCCUGCCAUUUUGAAUGGUCUUGCUGAUACCGAUGAGUCUAUCCGUGGUACUGCACUGAAGGCAGGUAGACUGAUUGUUAAGAACUACGCUUCCAAGGCUGUUGAUUUGCUUCUGCCAGAACUUGAAGCCGGUUUGCUUGAUGUCAACUACCGUAUUCGUCUCUCUUCUGUUGAACUUACAGGUGACCUGUUGUUCCAAAUCACUGGUAUCAGUGGUAAAAUGGAACUCUCUGAAGACGACAAUGAACAGUCUGGUACUGUCAGUAAGCAGCUUGUUGAUUCGCUUGGUCCUGAACGUCGUGAUAGAGUCUUGUCCUUGUUGUUUAUCUGCCGUUCUGAUACAGCUGUUGUUGAAAUUUUGCCAUCUCUCACCAGUAUUAUCAUUCGCCGUCUUGCUAACCCAGAUGAAGCACAGCGUAGUAUCGCUGCCCAAACUCUUGGUGAGCUGGUGCGUCGUGUUGGUGGUAAUGCAAUGUCACAACUGUUGCCAACAUUACAGGAUUCACUUUCAACAAGCGACUCGGAUGCCAAAGGUGGUAUUUGCGUUGCUAUUCGUGAGCUUAUCGAAUCAUCGUCUGACGACACUUUACAAGAACACGAAGACAUUUUCGUUGACAUUAUCAGAUCGACAUUGGUUGAUUCUUCUCCAUCUGUUCGUGAGGCUGCUGCUGCUGCAUUUGACAACUACCAGGAUCGUGUUGGUAAGUCAGCUGUGGACAAUAUUAUCCCAUUCUUGCUCAAUAUGUUGCAGUCUCCAGACUCCGAGAAUGCUCUUGCUGCACUUCAAGAAAUCAUGACUACUAAAUCAGAUGUCAUUUUCCCAAUUCUUAUCCCAACCUUGUUGGAGUCACCAAUCGACUCUUUCAGAGCUCGUGCUCUCGGAUCAUUUGCCGAAGUUGCUGGUAAGGCUUUGUAUAAGCGUUUGAGUGCAGUUAUCGGUACCUUGAUUUCUGAGUUGAUACGUGAUGACCUUGACUCAGAAACUGAACAGGAAUUGAAGAGCUCAUUUGACAAGGUGGUUCUGUCUGUUUCUGAUGAGGAAGGAUUACACCCACUAUUACAACAGUUGAUGUCGGUUAUCAAGGGUGAUGAUUCUAAAAAACGUGCUGUCGUUUAUGAACGUUUCGGACCAUUCUUUACAGAAACCAAAUUGGAUUACAGCAUAUACACUCAGGACAUUGUGACCCAGUGUAUUUUAUCGCUGGAUGACAAGGAUCCUGAUGUUGUCAAGGCUGAUAUUAUUGCACUGACAGCUGUUGUUAAGCAACAACCAAAAGAUACUCUUGAAAGACUUGUCAAACCUGCUAAGGAAGCUUUGCAAAUUACUGGUGUUUCAGGCACAGAUCUUUAUGGUUUCACCCUUCCAAAGGGUGUGAACUCCAUCUUGCCAGUCUUCCUUCAUGGUUUGAUGUAUGGUACAAGUGGAGAAAGAGAAGCAGGUGCUCUCGCAAUUGCAGAUGUUAUUUCCAAGACCCCUGCAGCACAGCUGAAAUCGUUGGUUACCGUCAUUACUGGUCCAUUAAUCAGAGUUAUUGGAGAGAAGUAUCCAUCUGAUGUUAAGGCUGCUAUCUUGUACGCUCUUGAUAUGAUCUUUGGAAAGAUUCCGCAAUUCUUGCGUCCAUUCAUUCCUCAAUUGCAGAGAACAUUUGUCAAGUCACUUUCGGAUGCCUCCAAUGAGACUCUACGUUUAAGAGCUGCUAAGGCUCUUGGAACACUUAUUGAGUACCAACCAAGAAUUGAUCCUCUGGUUUCUGAACUUGUCCUUGGCUCCAAGAAUGCUGAGACAUCCGGUGUUAAGACUGCCAUGUUGAAGGCGUUACUGGAGGUCAUUGCUAAGGCUGGUGAAAAGAUGAGUGAAAGUUCGAAAACGAGUAUAUUGGAUCUUGUUGAAUCUGAGAUGUUGGAAGCGGAUGAUAAACUAGCUGUUGCAUAUGCUAGAUUAGUCGGUUCAUUAGCCCGUAUUUUGACUCCAGAUGAGGCUGUUCAAAUUUUGAAGACCAAGGUUUUAGAUAACGCUUUGAGUGAUGAUUCUUCAAAGUUCUCGAUCUUGACGUUGAACGCGUUCUUGAAGGAUGCACCAAACCACAUCUUCGAGAGUGGUCUACUCUCUGCUGUCACCGAGGUAUUGACAUCAGCUGCCAAUUCCCCUGUUCCAUACAUCAGUGACAAUGCCGUUGUUGCCAUUGGUAAGAUUUUCCUCUUACACGGUGAAACCUCAUCUCCAGGCCAAAAGCCAACUGUUGAAGUGCCAUUUGAACUGCCAUUCCCACUGGUCUCGGAUUUGGUGAAUGAAUUGGCAUUGACGACUUUGAAGCCUGUGAGUAGCUCUCUCGAUACACGUCGUUUGUCACUUGUAGUGAUAAGAACCGUUGCAAGAACAAAGGGUGCGCUCCUGAAAGCUCAUUGGGAUGUGCUGGGUGCCAGUGUUUUCGCUUGUGUCCGUGAUGUGAUCAUUCCUAUCAAACUUGCUGCAGAGAAGGCAUUCCUUUCGCUGUUUGGAUUGGUUGAAGACGUUGAAAUGUCUGAAUUCCAAAAAUGGUUUGCCGAUGUCAACACUAGGGGUUCCUUAACCACUGUUACUGGUACUGUCAUUCAAGCGAGAUCCAUUGGUGACUAUGCCAAACGUGUUGGUGCCAGAUUAGCUGGUGUUGAACGUGAGAGAAUUGAGGCCGGUGGUGAUGCUGAAACAGUCUUCAGCGACCGGAUUGAAGAUGAGAACGAAAUCUGGGCUGUUGGUGGUGUUGAUUUGAAAAAGUUUUGAUUCGAAAUCAUUUACUCAUCUACCUCUUCAAUUGAACAUUAGUAUAUAAGUAAUACAGAUUUUAACUAGAGUACAGUUUAUAUAUGCGGAAACACAACUAUAGAGAACCAGUUCCUUGAAGAUCCUAGCAACAUUACCAACCAAUAAAA